Molecule: messenger RNA, 2401 nt
Organism: Lates calcarifer (barramundi perch)
Lineage: Eukaryota; Metazoa; Chordata; Actinopteri; Centropomidae
Product: hydroxylysine kinase
Exons: 5
Coding region: 118-1197 (359 amino acids)
Molecular function (GO): amino acid kinase activity
Source: RefSeq, a predicted model, not a curated record
UUUGAGGGGUGGGAAUUUGGUUCGACUGGCUUUUCCACACUCAAGCUGUUCAAAAGCUUGUGACUCACUCUGUACUGCCUUUCAGCCUCUCACCUCCUUUACAUAAACUACCAAAAGAUGAUGGACAAUGCCACAGCUGUCAAUCCACGCCCAACACUCACCCCGCCGCAAGUAACCGAACUGGCAUUGACACUUUAUGGAGUUGCCGCGACUGAGAUCACCACCCUGCCUAGUUAUUUGGACCAGAACUUCCUUGUGGUUGACAAGGAGGGUAUUAAGUAUGUCCUGAAGAUCAUGAACUCAGAAGACAGUAAGAAUGCCACGCUGCUGGAGGUGCAGACCCUCACCCUGUCCUUUCUACGCCAGCGUGGAUUUCCUGCCCAGACAGCUGUGCCCACCGCCACAGGGCAGCUCAUGAGUAUGGAGGACAUAGACUGUGGACAUGGUGUUCAAACCUACUGUGUGAGGCUGUUGACCUACAUCCCUGGAAAAACCAUUGCAGAAUCUCCAGUGACAACGCAGGAUCUUUAUAAUGUGGGCAAGUUGGCUGCAUCCAUGGAUAAGACAUUGCAACAGCUGGUAUCCCCAAACCUUGAUGUCUUACAACAAAAAGAUUCACUUUGGAGUAUGUCCAACAUUCCUCUCAUGGAGGGUUACCUAUCAGUGAUGGAUGGAGACCCCCUGAAGGAAGUGAUCAAAGCAGUCAUUGAACAAUUUAAAUCACAUGUGGAGCCCAAAAUCAGCUCUUUCCAAAAAGGAAUAAUACAUGCAGACUUAAGUGACCAGAACAUCCUUGUCACAGCUGUUGCCAAUGGGCAUCACGAGGUGUCCGGCAUCCUCGACUUUUCUCUGCUUACAAAUGGAUGCUACGUGUUUGAAGUGGCAGUAAUGAUCAUGUACUUAAUGCUGGAGAACCCCAGUCCUUUGGACGUAGGUGGAGCAGUGUUAUCAGGCUGGGAGAGCGUUAUGCUGCUCAGCAAUGAAGAAAGAGAUUCCCUCUUCCUGCUGGUGCUCUGUCGGUUGUGCCAGUCUCUGGUUUACGGGAGGCACAAUGUCAAAAAAAACCCAGACAACAAGAAAUACCUCCUGGCUACAGCCAAAAAUGGGACUGGGCUCCUCACUAAACUCUGGAAGCUAGGCAAGAAAGAAGUAGAAAGAAAGUGGUUCACAGAUGCGAGCACAUACUCAUACAAUUAACAAAGAAAUGUUUCUCAUGGUGGAUGAGCAUGACGUUUUACAUGUUUGACCACUAGGUGAUGAUGACAAAUCUUUUACUAUUAAAGCAGCUAUCUGUGGAACAGCUGUAAUUGUAAUCUAUUUCUAGUCCUUGCCUGAUCUGUUUUGAACAAUUAUAACUUUUUCCUUUAAACUGGAAUUUUACCAUAUUUGACUCAAACAAUAUUUUACACAUUACUUUUUUGGUUUCAGGAUUUAUAAUCAAUAUAUUUAUUAAUCAUUGAUAAAUAAUUGACAGAUAAUUUAUACACCUCUGUAUCUCUAGUUCAUCAGAAAGAGCCCAUCAACAACUUCACCACUUACCUUAUGGGAAAUGGCAGCAAAAAGUCUGAUCCAAAAUCAUUUUAUCAUCAACAUAAAAAACAUUAAAACGUGUAGACUUGAGGUAGUUAUUGUAGGAAUCUUUUCCUACUACAGAUGACUUAAAAAAAAAUUCUUAUGUCUUAUUAGAAGUGAGAAUCCCCUGAGGACUUACUAAUGAAAAGUUAAACUGUAUUGUUCUCAUCAAAUCACACACCCAUGUUAUGACUAAAACAUUUUAUUACAACAUGUCAUACUGACAAUGGUAAUGUCAAUAUAUCCAGCCAAACUUGUGUUAUUUAUUGUUUUUAAAUUGAUAUAAGCAUUUUUUUUCUUUGAGUUCUGAAAAAAAUUGCAUGUAGAUAUAAAUAACAUUAUUGUAUUUAUAGUUUGAUUUAAUUGUUCCCGCAAUAAGAAGCAAAAAUUAACCAUCUCCCUGUAAGAAAACAGAGAACCACAGAGAAAGCUGUAGUUUCACAGAAGAAAAGGUUGAACACUAGAUGGAGACAUUAACCCAUUUAUCGCACAUGAUGCUAUUAAUGCUCCUCAUGUGAAUCAGCCUCUCAGACUCAGCUUCUUAAAAAAACUAUAAAUCCUGUCAGUUGUUUGCUUCAAUAAUUUUCUCUGACUGUCUUGAGAGGUUGAGGGCUGAGAUGUAGAAGGACCUCAUAUCCCUUGAUGAUGCUGUAUAAAGUUGUAGUUUGUGGACAAGCUUGUGAACCUCUACUGCUCCGAAAAUGUCUCCAGCUUUCCAUUUUUCAGAACAAAAGGGUUUUAAGUAGAGGAUUAACACUGCAGUGUGAACAGGAAGAUACUUAAAGGGCUUCUUUUACAUAUCUGAGAUAAUACAUGGUUUAAUAAAUGG